Molecule: messenger RNA, 8611 nt
Organism: Oncorhynchus mykiss (rainbow trout)
Lineage: Eukaryota; Metazoa; Chordata; Actinopteri; Salmoniformes; Salmonidae
Source: RefSeq, a predicted model, not a curated record
AGAGCGCUGCUAGUUCCGUUAUAACCGCAGAGGACGGCGAAACGUCUACGAAAACCUGGGGAAGUUAAAAAAAAAAAACGGUUUAAAAAAAAGUUAGUUGCGCUCUUAGCAUGUUUUCACAUGAAGAAAUCUGUUAAAAAGCGAAGAACACGUUUUUCCCCCCAGUGCGAGGACCCUUCCAACAUCAGAGGCGAUGCGAUGUGAGUGAGCUAUGCCUUUUAGAAAUGGACAGAUUUUAUCCAAGCGAAAACAUGGCGCCUCUUUCCCCAAGUUUGGAUUAUUUUCCAGUCUGCUCUUCACUCUCUGUUGCCUGGAGGCAUGGGGCUGGAGCCCAGCGCACGGGGACGGCGGCAGCGGGAGGAGUUGCGGGAGCCCGUGUCCCGGUAACUGUACGUGUGUUCUUGCACCAGGGUCCCGGGAAUUGUGCGUGGUUAAUUGUACGAACAUCGGUCUGGAGCGGGGACCAGCGGCGGGGGAUCUACCACCGGGAACUAACGUCCUAGAUCUGUCCAGGAACCGUAUCUCAUCUCUGGAACCAAGUCUCUUUGAUCAACUCACCUCCCUACGAGAACUGUAUCUACAGGACAACAGAAUCAGUGUUCUCCCCAGAGGGGUCUUCUGCUCCAGACCCCUGUUCUCUAUACUAGAUUUGAGUAACAACCAGAUCACCACCAUAGAAGAAGAAAUAUGUGAUCAUUUAUUUAAUUUAACAGAAAUUGACUUAAGCAGCAACCCGUUUGUGUGUGACUGUAAGUUAUUUCGUCUGGUGAGCUGGCUUCAGGAGAGGGGAGUGCGGGUGCGUCACCCAGAGAACAUGCUCUGUGUCCAACCGCCUGACCUGAGACACCAACCACUACUCAACGUGUCACUGCUCACCUGCGGUCUGAACUAUGCAGCCUGUCUGGAGGACAGUGACCACAGCGGAGGAGGCAGUGAGCUGGUCAUCUUCUCUUCAUCCACGCCGGGUAACUUCUCCCGGGAGGAGUGUAACUCUGUGUGUUACGGGGCCUCCCAACGCUACGGGGGCCUGGGGGCCCGGAGGGAGUGUCUCUGCAGCACCAACUAUGAACCCAACCGCAUCAGUGAAGCUCAGUGCUCUGCUGCCUGCACCAAGCCUCACGUCAUGAAGGAAUGUGGUUGGACGUUGGCCCAUGACGUCUUUGUGGUGGACUUCGCUGCGUCUCUCCCUCCUUUCCCUCCCGUCAGCGUCCACUCCUCCGCUCAUCUGUCUAUCCUCUCUUCGGUGACCCCUGUCACCCUCUCCUGGGACUUCGGUGACCUUUCACCCCGGGUCAACGCUACGGAAACGGUCGACAUGACGACGCGUCAUAAAUACGCCGUCCCUGGGCGCUACCCUGUCAGUGUCACCGCCUGGGCCGGACCCAAGGAGGUGUGUGCACGCAGGGAGGUGAGAGUGACUCUGCCCCCUCGGUUGGAGCUGCACUGCCCAAUGCUGACCGUAGCCAAUCAGAGCCUGGCGGUAAGACUGGUCAGCUGGGGGGGCGAGGGCGUGGCGGUGGACUGGAGGAUCACUAAGGACGGACAGGAGGCCGCCAGAGCCACUCCAUACUGUCCCAGGGAUGCAGUGUUCCAAUGCAGUGUUACGGACUCGUCCCAGUGCUUCCAGUUGGUUCCAGGGGAGUUCAGCUGGUCCGAGGCCAGGCGACAGUGCUCCUCUACAGGGGGAGACCUGGCCGUGGUCCGCACUGACCCGCUACGCAGACGGCUGGCCGACAGAGUCACACAGUGUGUGGUCUCUACCCCCUACAGGGAGCGUAGUGUUUGGAUGGGUCUCAGUGACGUGGACUCUCCAGGCUCGCUGCGCUGGGUGGACGGAUCGGAGGCGCUGGAGGGCGAGGGCGGAGGGAGAGACCGGGCUACGCUGGUUCGGGGGAAAGUGUGUGUGUCUCUAGACCACACAGCUCUGCCCAGCUCACACCCCUGCAGCACUAAACGGGCCUACGUCUGCCAGUACAGCCCCCAAGUGCGUGUUCCUGAUGCGGGGGUGUACCUGGUGGGCUUGGCUGUUUUCCCCACCCACAGACCUCUCUGUAGCCCCGCCCCCACACCGCUCUCCUCGCCUGAACCACCAGCCAGGAGCGUAGAGCUCCUGUUGUUCCCAGCGUUGGGGUUUGUUCAGGCAGGUCGUGUGUCAUCUGUAGAGUUCAUCUGUCAGGAGCUGUCCUCACACACUCAGCUUGUCCUACAGAUCUACAGACCUCACUGUGGCCAGCACCCUGGACUAACCCUGCUGCUGCCUGGAUGCGGUGGUCUCCUAUGUCAUCCUGUGGCUCUGUGUGUCUCCAUGGAGCCCAGCACCUCCACCCCUUUACCAUCCACGUCCUGCCCUCCUUCCCAGCAGUGGUGCCCCUUCCUGGGCCGCUGCCUGCCCCUAGCCAGCCCCUGCCACCCUGGAUCCUGUGCCAACUGUACCCAGGCAGACACUCUGCCACCCGGGGCGCUGCGUCCCAGCUACAGCCUGGUGGAUGAGGUGGUGGUUACACUGCCUGCUGGACCUGUUACACACAUACUGGUGAGGGAGUGUGUCGAGGACCUGCUGGUCUCCCCCGGCGACAUCAUCGGCCUGCAGCACGACGCCGGCCCCGCCUCCCUGCUCCGCUGCGACCCUUCACCCCAGUCGCCGUGGCGACAGCCAAUCCUGGCCCUCAACCAAUCUGACUGGCUGUGGGCCAACUCCAACCAAUCAGAAGGUUCCGUGGACCUGGACCAGAGCGUUGAAAUAACCCUGGAGGAUGUUCGAGGAGGAGUCUGGGCUGCGGACGUGGUCUGCCCGAUCAGGGUGCUCUACGUUGGGCAUAGUGAGACCCAGCUACAGGGGUCUCAGCUCUCCUCCGGCCUCCCCCAGCCGGGGCUCUAUAGCCUGGAGGUGACCUCCGACGACCCUGCCUUCCCUGUCAUGGCGUCAUGUCCCAUCCGCGUGGUCCCUCCCCUGGGCCUCACCGUCCUCCACCCCCCCUCUCAGAACGGAACCUACUACUUCAGGCCCAACCAGACGGUGGUUCUGCUCCGGGUCCACUCCCAAUACGGAGCCAAAGUCCACUGGCAGGGAAGCAACCAGAGUGUCCUCUUCCAGGACCACUGCCCCCCUGACUUCCUGCCCACUGUGGGGGAGUGUAGAGGGGCAGGCAGGGCAGGAGAACCAGGGAGAGGCGGGGGGAACCAGAGCCACAGUCUGUUUGCGGUGAUAGAUCUGGGGCUCGGGGAGGAGAGGGGGCCGGUGGUGGUGAAUCUGUCAGCACACAGCGAGGUGACGGAGGCCAGACUCAGCCUGUUGGUCGGGGUGGAGGAACCUCUGAGAGGUCUGGUGGUCCAGCCUCAUCCCAGACACAGAGUCCUCAUGGAAUCAGUCGUGAGCUAUACUGCUGCUGUAGAGGGAGGUUCCAGCCCAACCUUUAAAUGGACAGUGGAUGAUAAGCCCUACUUCACCUACUACAACACCGUGCUGAACAUCAUAUACCAGAACCCAGCUGUCUACAAACUAUCGGUGACGGCGAUGAACCAUGUGAGCAACCUGACGGACCACUUCAACGUGACGGUCGACCGUAUGAACCCCAUGGUCAACCUCACGGUCACCGGCGUGCCUGGCGUGGUCACGCAGGGCUCGGACCAGUUCCUGACCACCUCCGUGGUCCUGGAUGUGUCCGUGGACGCCACCUUCCGGUGGUCGUUUGGAGACGGAGGUUACCAGGAAUAUGACUUUAAACCUCCCUACAACACCUCCCUGUACCCUCCCCUACCAGACUCCCCUACACAGGUGCUCCUGCCCAACAAAGUCAAGUACAAGUACCAACAGCCAGGAGUCUACACCGUCCUGGUGUCUGUGUCUAACCAUUACGAGAACAGAACCCAGCGCAUCGACAUGCACGUAUACAGUGUCCUUACCCACGUCGACAUAGAAACAGAGCCCCGCCUCCUCCAGGCCGGCCAACCAGCAGCUUUUGAGGCUCACGCCUUGCCCUCGGCCUAUGGCAUCGUCUAUACGUGGGAUUUUGCUGAUGGCUCCCCCUCCAGAGAGGGGCCUCAACGUCGCGUCAACCACACCUACGGGGUCGGCCACAGUGGCGUCCAUAAUGUGUGUGUGUCCGUGAAUAAUACCAUCAGCUGGACGAAGGCCUGCGCUGAGAUGUUGGUGUACGAGGAGAUUAAAGGUUUAACGGCGACCUCCUCCGCCCCGACCGAGCUCAACACCCCGACGACGGUCUCUGCACACCUGGAGGCAGGUAACAACGUCACCUGGAGCUUCGACAUGGGCGACGAGUUCCUGGUGACGACGGCGGGUUCCGAGGUUCCGCACACCUACGUGAAAGACGGGAACUACACGGUAAACGUGACGGCGCGGAAUGCGGUGAGCGCCCGCUGGACCCUGGUACCUGUCCAGGUGUUCGUGCUGCAGGUGGUGAGGCUGGAGCCGGCGGGCUGUGUCCGGGAGCUGACACAGGUCGACUUCCAGGCCUUCGUUUCGGGGAAUGCCUCUUCUCACCUGUAUGAGUGGAGCUUCGGGGACGGGACCCCAAACCAGACACACCUGGGCAGCCCCAGGAUCAGCCACUCCUACGGGGGCAGCGGGGACUACCACCUCUCCCUGCUGCUGUCCAGCGGCGUCAACAAGGCCAACUUCUUUGCGUGGGUUUGUGUCCAGCCGGCGGUGUCCAACGUGACCCUGACCCCAGAGAAGUGCAACUUCAGACUGGGGGAGGAAAGCCGGUUCAGGGCCAGCGCCCUGCCAGACUUCGACUACACCUACCUAUGGGAUUUUGGGGUGAUUGAGGACUCUACACCUGUCCAGGGCCAUUCGGACAUGGUGUUCACCUAUAAAAACCCUGGUCAGUACUUGGUGACGGUCACUGUGUCCAACAACAUCUCCUGCAGUAACGACAGCGUCCUGAUUCAGAUCCAGCGGCCGGUAGGACUGGUCCUGAUCCAACAUAACGGGACUAGAUCCAAUAACCUGACUCUGAGGGAGGUGUACCUCUUCACCACCUCUUCGCUGGCGCCUGCCAGCCUCUACACCUGGGAUUUCGGCGACGGAACGCCCCUCACCCCCGGCCCGAACGCGACACACGCCUACAACGUCUCUGGAGUCUUCAAUGUCACGCUGACGGCGGCGAACCCGGUGAGCAGCAACCACACCCAGGUUGCCGUGGCGGUCCUGGCACCCAUCCGCGGCCUGGUGGUCAACGCUGAUCGGGUCAACGUCCCCAUAAAUGCCACAGUCAACUUCAAGGCUCACCUGGAGGAAGGCGAUGGCGUGCGGUUUUCGUGGAACCUGUGUGACGGCUGCACGCCCAGGCUCCAAGAAUGGAAGACUCAUUACACCUUCCGGUCGGUGGGGACGUACAACGUCAUCGUCACGGCAGAGAGCGACGUGGGCUCAGCCCAGGCCAGCGUAUACAUCUAUGUGCUGCGGGAGCUGGAGGGGCUGCAGAUCCAGCCUGAGGAGGAGAUGGGGGGCGAGGGGGGGUGCUGCUACGCUACGAACCGUGUGCUCCACCUCCAGGCCGCGCUGAGGGAAGGGACCAACAUGUCCUUCAGCUGGAACCUCCUCAGGGAGUUGGCGCCAGUCAGCACUGCGCUCAACCUCAGCGGGAAGACCAUCCCGGUCAACUUCUCCACCCCUGGUCCCUGUGACGUCUUCCUGCGGGCCACCAACCUCCUUGGAACGCUUGCGGUGAACAGAACAAUCCAGUUCCUCGAUCCGGUUGGAGAGCUGUACCUGGAGACCAGCGUCAACCCUGUGGCGGUCAACUCCUCCACUAACCUGACGGUGUUGGCCAGUAAAGGCUCGGACCUGCAGUACCGGUGGUCGGCUGAUGAGGGCGCUCUAGGCUGGAAUGAGCCCUCUGUGGUUCAUCGGUUCACUGUUCCAGGAAUGAAGGUCGUUACUGUGGAAGUGUCCAAUGAGGUCAGCGCCGAUACGGUGUCCAAGUUCAUUGACGUCCAGGAAGUGGUAACAGGAGUUACGUUCUCUGCGACUAACGUCACGGAGCAGAACUUUGUGGCCACCGGCGUCAAUGUCUCCCUCCACGGAGAAUUAAGGACCGGCACCAACGUAUCUUGGACCUGGCUGUUGCUGGGCAGAACAGAAAUGGGACGGAGGGUGUCCCACGUUUUCCAGGAUCCAGGGCCGUUCACCGUUAUGCUAAACGCUACCAACGACGUUAGCGGCGAGGCGUUUUCCAGAGAGUUGACGGUACAGGAUAAGAUUCAGGGGUUGGAGCUGAGGGCCAGUAAGAGGAUCGCGGCGGUCGGGGAGAGGGUGGAGUUUACCAUCGCCAAGGCGUCAGGGACGAACGUGAGCUUCAUCCUCAGCAUCAGCGGAGACUCGACCCUUUUCGGCCUCAACCAGACCUACGUUCACCAGUUCAGCCGGGUCGACACCUACAUGGUAAACCUGACCGCACACAACCAGGUGAGUUCUGAGCGGCGCCACCUGCAGGUGGAGGUGAUGGAGCCAGUGAGCACGCUGAGUAUCCUGGACUGCUGUGACGCCGCCAUGCCUGUGGGCGUCAAGAAGACCUUGGUAGCCGACAUCCUGACAGGAAACCCGGUGACCUUCCUGUGGACCUUUGACCUUAACCACCUCCCCCUUCCCCACAUCGGGAAGGAGGUGACCUACAUCCCCGACCAGGCCGGGUCACUCACCAUCUACCUGAGGGCAUUCAACUUGCUCAACGGCCAGAACAUCACCAAGCACAUCCAGGUGCAGAACGUUCUGACGGAGGCCCGGGUGGAGGCCCGGCCCAGAGACACCUUCAUCAACAAGACGGUGAUGCUGAUGGCGGGCGUCACGCCUCAAUCCACACCCGUUACCUUCCUCUGGGACUUUAGGGACGGCUCUGCGCCCCUGCUCUCCGCCACCUCCUCUGUUGAACAUGUGUACGCGUUCCCAGGUCAAUACCUGGUCCAGGUGAACUGUAGUAACUUGGUGAGCUGGGUGGUAGCCAGGGUGGAGGUGACCAUCAGGGUGUUGGAGUGUGAGGAGCCAGAGGUUCAGGUAGUCCAGGCUCCUAGGCUAGCCAUCUGGCGCUACCAGCCCACCCUGGUGGAGGCUAGCGUGGACCUGAAGGCUUGUAUCCGCUACGGAGCCCAGUACCUCUGGGAGAUCUUCUCCACCCCGCACUGCAACUACGACCAUUCGGUGGCAGCACCUCUGGCCUCUAAGAUCCCUCUCCCGGGGGAAGUAGACGUGCGACGGCUGCAGCUCUCGCUGCCCAAGAUGGCUCUGCGUUCGGGGAACUACUCGCUAGUGUUCUCCCUGUCCUACCAGGGGGUUCCCCUGAGGAAGGCUGCCUGUCUACAGCUAACCGUCAUGGCCGCCCGCCUGGUUCCUAUCAUAGAGGGAGGCACCUACAGGGUGUGGUCCAUGACCCAGGACCUGCAGCUGAGUGCUGAGCAGAGCUAUGACCCCAACAUGAGCCUGGACAACCAGUCACUACUCCACUACCACUGGGACUGUGUCACCACCUCCAAGGGGCCAUCGUACUGUUCCAGUCUGAACUUUGGUCUGGGGUCCAGUGGUCCUGUCCUGGGUAUCCCUGGCUCUGAGCUCCAGGCAGAUGUAGAGUACACCUUCAGACUGACGGUCCACAAGGAGGGAAUGGCCCCAGAGUCUACUGCACAGACCGUGCUGGUCCAGAGUGGUCGUAUCCCCAUGGUCUACCUGGAGUGUGUCUCUUGUAAGGCCCGGUCCAUCUUCGAGGUCAGUCAGAACUCCUAUGUCUACCUGGCUGGAACCUGCACCAACUGUCACCACUUCCACCGCGGGCAUUGGACGGCAGUCACCCUUCGUAACGAGACCCUGGUCCUGGACUCCAGCAGCACAACAACCGGACGUGACAGUAUGAACCUGGUUCUCCGCCAGGGCUUCCUGCAAGACGGAGACUCCUACGUCUUCACCCUCCAUGUAACCGACGGCAACAUGGACCGCGAGGGCGUGGCGUCCAUCACGCUACAGCCCAACAUGCCCCCGGCGGGCGGGGACUGUGACCUGCGAGUGGGGGGAGGAGGAGAGGGGGGACCAAUCAGAACACUGGUGGACAGGGUGUACUUCAACUGUUCAGGUUACAGUGACCUGGGCGUGUCAGAGACCCCUCUCCUGUAUAGCCUGUUGGUGACUCGCUGCAGUGACAUGCACUGUGAGGAGUUCUGUGUGUAUAAAGGGACCAGUCCAGAGCACUCUGCCUUCCUGCCCCCCGGGUUCAGAUCAGGUCGAUACAGGGUGUCAGCAUCCAUUACUGUAGAAGACCACCAGGGGGCAGCAAUCACCGCUCUCAACAAGUCUGUGGAGGUGGUUCUUCCAGACAGUCCUCCAGGCUACAGCAGCCUGCCCCACUGGCUCAGUGAGCUGACCUCCACCACACUCAGAGAGCUACUGAAACAGGGAGACUCACAGAGGGUCAGAGAGCUGUCCCUGGCCCUGAUCACUGUUCUCAAUGAGUAUGAGCAGACCCGUGAGUCACCGAUAGUAUCCAGGGCGGAGCGCGGUUACCGGGUCAUCGUGCGUAGUGACAUCACCAGAGCUCUCACGGCCCUCGACCUGACUACAGUUAACGACAUACAGCAGACCUCGGCUGCCCUGGCACAAUGCACG